Helobdella robusta is the source of this 3153-nucleotide messenger RNA. RefSeq lists its product as hypothetical. The record is from RefSeq and is a predicted model, not a curated record. Lineage: Eukaryota; Metazoa; Annelida; Clitellata; Rhynchobdellida; Glossiphoniidae. The transcript has a single exon. Bases 1 to 3153 code for a protein of 1050 amino acids.
AUGACUACUCCAGCCAAGUUCUGUGGAGUGCUGCUCAUGUUGAUUUGUUUGAUUGGUCUGCCAACAACAACUGCGUCUCAACAAAUGCCUCUUUUGUUGUUACAACCGCCUCUCACCUUCAUACAACAACAACAACAACAACAACUGAAUGAACAACAACUGAAUGAACAACAACAUGAAGAACAAUUGAAUUUUCAGCCAAAAGUUCAAUCAGAAAAAAUUUUACCAAAACAAAAUCUACAAUCGCAGCAUUUGGAACAAUUAAUUUUUCAACGGCAAAUGUUUCCAAAAAACUCACAAACUUUACAACAAUCAGAGCAACAACAACAUUUGCAACCACAGCACCAACAACCAACAACCCAGCUCCUCCAACAUAUUAAACAGAAACAAUCCAAACCACUCCCGUUCUUAAUCAUACCAGCCAGAAGUUCGUUGCUAGAGUUUGAAACUUUUGCCCCAGAAACAAAUAAAUUGUUGCUAACUACAAUGACAACAACAGCACCGACAGCAAAACCAGCAACAACAACAACACUACCGGAAGCUUUACCGGCAACUUUAUUUCCACAGCCUCUCAAAACUGGCAGGUCAACCACAUUUUACCCUCUAGCAACAUCAACAACGUUUGUCGCACCUAUCGCAACCACAACAGCAGCAGCAGCAACAUCAACAGUCACGUUAACAUUUUUAUCAUCGGCAAUGACAUCAAAAAGACAAUCUGACAAAUUUAAUGCAGCAGCCACUGACGCAACUUCCAAAUCGCUCUCUCUUUUAUCCUCACCGAAGAUUCAUCACGACGACAAUAAAACGACAACAAAACUAACAGCCCCUACCUACAACGCAAACAACACUCACAAUAACAACAACAACAACAAUAGUAAACUUUUAUGGUCCUCGAGCAACGAUGAUGUUAACAACAACAACAACAAAGUCACAAACAGCAUUAUUCCUAAUGUGAAUAAUGAAAAACAAAAAGCUGCCAACAAAAACAACAUUAACAACAACUUGAACAGCAACUUCAUGAACAAUCAAAAUAUUAAUUACACGGCUAAUACAAAAAACAGAAAUAACGUGGAAGGUGGCAACAAUAACAACAACAACAUCAACAACAACAUCAACAACAACAAACACAUCAUCAACAACAAUUACUUAGAGUUGAAUGGCAGCAUAAAAAAUACUUCCAACAGUAAUUUGAACAAACAAAACAAUCAAACACUAAUUAAUUCAAACUAUCUACUACAACAACAAAACUUACAACAACAACAACAAAAUCAGCGUCAGCAAACGAAUGUUGGAAAUUUCCAUGUUAAUGAAGGUGCACUGUGGAUCGAUUUGGACAAAUUGCACAAACAACACAACAAACAACUUCAGCAACAAAACAAGCAACUUCAACAACAACAAAUGUUUUUCCAACAACAACAACAACAACAGCAACAAAAUCAGGAAAGUCAACUUUCGAAUCAGCAGCAAGAGGAAAUGUUGCAGCAAUAUCUGCAGCAGCAACAAAUGUUUGACUUCUUGCAGAAAAUCUACAAAAAUUCGCAAAACAACGGAGAACGCGGCGAUGAUGAUUCUCAUCAAAACGCCAACAAAACAACACAACAGCAGAGCAACAACUCCAAAAACACUUUGUACGUCAACAAUGACGUGCUGCAACAGUUGCUGGUCACAAAGUCAACAUUAACGAACCAAUCGAAACAUUCUGACGUGAGCAAUGCCAACAAUCAAGACGGAAAUUGGUUGAACAACAACGCUGAUUAUGUUGUGUUUAACAACAACAACAACAGCAACAACAACAACAGCAGCAACAACAACAACAGCAGCAACAACAGCAACAACAACAGCAAUUGGGUAUCUGAUAUAAAUGUGGACGACAACGUAGAUUAUGAAAGAGUUUUGAAAUUUUUACAGAACAACAUCAACAACAACAUCAACAACAACAUCAACAACAACAUCAACAACAACAACAACAACAUCAUUAGCAACAACGACAUUAUUAACAAAAACCAAAACUUUAACAACAACAACAAUUCAAGCAACCACAACAUUAAUAACAACAACAAUGAUAACAUUAACGCUACAAUCUUUUACAACACUAUCAAUAAUGAUUUAACAAACAUCAACAACAACUUUGGUGAUGAUGACAGCAUACAAAUCACGUCAAUGAUUGAAAACAACAACAACAACAACGCUAUAAUGAACAAUAAUAACAACAUCAACGCUGAUAACAACAACAUUGCAGACAAUAAUUACAACAACUUCAUUAAUGACAACAACAACAACAACGACGUGAACAUUGACACGGACAACAACAGCAACAACAACAACGAGUUUGACAUAAACUUCAUCAAAGGCGUCAUAGCUGAUAACGAAGCUGCUAAUAACAUCAACAACAACGACAACAUCAACAACAACUACGAAAUCAAUCUAAACAGUGAUAGCAACAACAACAACCUCAACGCGGAUAAUAAUAAUUUGAACUUUUUAAGUAAUAACAUCGCCAACAAUAUUGAGUUGGGAAUAAUUUCUGAUGUUGACGAGGCACCAAAUAAACUAGAAAGCCAAACAAAUGUUGAGAGGACUUACAAUAAUAACAACAACAUCAACUACAACAACAACAACAUCAACAACAACAACAUUAUUAGUAACAAUAAAUCGGGCAAUAACCAGAGCGCGAACAACAAAAACAGUCAGAAAAUCAACAACAACAAUAAACUGCUGCCCCCUAACAAAAAACACCAGAGUGAUGGCAUCAAUGAAAAUGCACACAACAACAUCAACAAAAACGAAAAUGAUGAUGGAAACAUCAACAACUCAAACAACAACAACGUCGACGACGAUGACGAUCUGGAUGGCGACAUCAACUUGCUCUCCUCAACCAAACCACGUCUCUACGUCAUGGUCUCAGUAUCAGUUGCCAUGGUCGUCCUCAGCCUCCUCGUCAUUUCCGGUUUCGUCAUCGUCUGCAGACGCCACGUGAUAUUUUCCAAGUACAGUUCUCUGCCGUCAACGUCGGCAGCCACUUCACAGGCCACCUCUUACUUCGCCUACGAUUACAUAUACAGGCCACUGCAUGGAAACAGGCUGGAUGACGAAUACGAGAACACAUUUGUCGGGGUGUCCAUCCCUCUCUUGCAGGAAGUCACCGUUAUUUGA